CUUCCGCGUAUUUUUCCACUGCUCGUUAAACAAUUUGCACAGCUGUCUGCAGUAGUAAUGUUUCAAAUGUCAAUACUUGUGCGCGUAUAAAAGUGUAAAACAUACUUGUGUAUAACGUAAAAAAGUUUUAAUUGCAACAACACUUGAUUCCGCGUUUCUCUGUCGACUUCCCUUCUCGAUUCGAUUUCGUUAAAUAUUCCCUUUUUGCACGCUAUGAGGACGGCCGCUGCGAUACUCGUAAUUUUCCUUGCGCAAUGCACGCAUUUACGUGCCGAACCUAAACCGGGGUUCAGAAAAGAAAUAGGCGAAAUUUUGCAUUCGGAUUCCUGUAUCUUCGGCGUUAAAUCGAUGUCGAUAUAUCUGUACAACAGCAAGUUUCAAGGCAAAGUUAUCGCGGAAAAUGAGAUCUGUGAUAAUAUUGAUCCGUCGAAGCCGAUAUUCUUUGUAGUCCACGGCUUCAUCAGUUACGCAAAUGCGACCAUAUUUCGGGAGCUGUCUUCGCGAUUGGCAGAGAAAGGCAAUACGGUAUUUGCGCUGGACUGGUCACAAGGAGCCUGCACUGAUGGAAUCCCCCUCGUUAAGCUUUUGAACUAUCCCUUUGCGGUGGUUAACAUUCAUGAUAUAAGUCAUUUGAUGGCAAGAUAUACCGAGUUCUUGAUCAAAUGCGGUAUCCCAUUGGAAAACAUUACAUACAUGGGUCACAGUCUUGGCGCGCACGUGUCCGGUUUGGCCGCAAAAUCAAUCCAGAAGAGCCAAGGCAAUAUUACGCUUCUCAUCGCCGCCGAUCCCGCAGAUCCGUUGUUAGGUUACAAGAAAUGCGAGGACAGAUUCUGCAAGUCCGAUGCCGAACAUGUAGUGGUUCUUCACACGUCACCUCUUGGGAUAGGGAGGGCUGUAGGUCACCUCGACUUGUACUUCGGAGACGGAACAACGCAACCAGGAUGCAUGGCUGUAAACGUCGCUUGCUCACAUAGCAAAUCUGUCGAGUAUAUAACCGCUAUGAUAGAAGAUAAUUGUGGAUACCGUGGUGAUCCUAAGGAAUCAUCCUCUUUGCAAUGGCUUUCUUCUUGGCUUCCAAAUAGCAGGCGUACUAAAAUGAAUAAUGUAACGGAAUGCGUUUUUAUAAAUAGCAACAUAUUAGACAGCAACAACUUCUUAGAGGGAGAAUACACCAUCAAGAAUCCUCAGUGCACGCAGGAAACUUCUAACUGCAAACAGUAAAUAGCUGAAGGUCGUUGAAUAACUUGCAAGUUCAAUAUGUAUAUAUAUGUGUGUGUAUAGGUAUGCACAAGUUAAUCGUUUUACUAGCACGUAGAUCUUUUUUUCUCAAGAUCUUUGAACUAAUUACCGACGAAAGAAAACGAAGCAUUUUAACCUGUAACGUUUAAUAAAAUUGAUAGAAAAUAUUAGAUAAGGGAUGCAGAGAUGAAAAUAGAACUACCACACAGGAACUUCAUUGCGCAUUAUCGUAUAUUUCUCGAUUAUCUUACUGAAUUAAAUUUUAUAAUAAUUA
Messenger RNA from Wasmannia auropunctata (little fire ant), 1513 nucleotides. RefSeq names its product phospholipase A1-like. Lineage: Eukaryota; Metazoa; Arthropoda; Insecta; Hymenoptera; Formicidae. The coding region runs from base 214 to 1221 and encodes 335 amino acids. The transcript has 6 exons. Gene Ontology annotation, molecular function: lipase activity. The record is from RefSeq and is a predicted model, not a curated record.